Molecule: messenger RNA, 1767 nt
Organism: Coniophora puteana RWD-64-598 SS2
Lineage: Eukaryota; Fungi; Basidiomycota; Agaricomycetes; Boletales; Coniophoraceae
Product: mitochondrial carrier
Exons: 11
Coding region: 1-1767 (588 amino acids)
Biological process (GO): transmembrane transport
Molecular function (GO): calcium ion binding; ATP transmembrane transporter activity
Source: RefSeq, a predicted model, not a curated record
AUGGCCAAAGACUCGAGUUCUAGACCCUCUGCACGGGCAAUUUUUGAUACCACUCUCUCCGGCGAACAGGACCGUCCCUUCAUACCCCCGCUGAAAUCUGACCCGCUCCCAUACCAUCCCCCACCGCACAGCUUAUUCGAGUUUAGGGAGCAGGAAGGACAACCGGCCAGAGAAGAGAGACUCCGGGAACUGUGGAAGAAGCUCCCGAACCGCGAACAUCAUGCGUCAUCCACAGCUAUAUCGAAUACAUCGGUGGAAGAGGGAAAGCUGACGCCGGAGAUGGCCAGAGAGAUGAAACGGGAGUACGAAGAUGAACUCUUGAGUCGAUGCGGAGGUCUCGUUUCAGACGGGUCGUCAAGGGUCAUUGCGUGGCCCGAGUUCAGGAAGUACGCGGAGGCGAAGGAAGCAGAGUUGUGGACCGUCUUCCACGAUGAGUUGGAUCUAGAUAAGAACGGACAUCUAGACACAAACGAGCUCUCCAUUGCGCUGAGAAAAGCCGGCAUAACCCUAUCCCCUUCUACUCUAGCUGAAUUCAUGACAUGCCUCACUUCUUCGCCACACUCGCAUUCCAUCAGCUUUCAAGAGUUCAGGGACUUCUUGCUCCUCCUACCACGGAAGCCAUCUACUCGGGAGAUAUAUCAAUACUACGAGUUCAAGAAGUUCUUGGGUGAUGAUGGUAGAGGGCCAGCUCGUGUUACAAUGGAGGGCGACGUUAGUCUAAGCGCCGAGGACAAACCACCGCCUCUUACCACUAUUGGCCAAGUUACGGUUACUACUCGGGAUGAGAGCGGCAAUGAGUAUGAGCAAGUCGUGAAUUUUGAGGAGGACGAAGAAUAUGAGGAUCACGAAGAACAACAUGACUGGCUUCAAGGCCAUACUGCCAUUAAGUUCCUCCUUGCUGGCGGUAUCGCCGGAGCAGUCUCUCGAUCAUGUACUGCACCUUUUGAUCGCUUGAAGAUCUUCCUCAUUACCAGGGCACCAGAAUUGGGAGGUACAGCGAUGAGUAAUAAGCCCGGAGUGGGCGGUUUGAAGUCGGUUGGAGGAGCUGUUGCGCGCAUUUAUGCCGAAGGUGGCGUCUUUGCCUUCUGGGUUGGCAACGGCUUGAAUGUCUUGAAGAUUUUCCCCGAGUCUGCGAUUAAAUUUUUAUCCUAUGAAUCCUCCAAACGAGCGUUUGCUCAGUAUUGGGAUCAUGUAGAGGACACGAGAGAUAUCAGCGGGACAAGUCGAUUUAUGUCAGGUGGGAUUGGUGGCCUCACUAGCCAGCUCAGCAUAUACCCAGUUGAAACUUUGAAGACACACAUGAUGAGCUCAGCGGGCGACCGGAAACGAAACUUAUUCGAUGCCGCUAAGCGAGUGUACCAGCUUGGAGGAACUCGAGCUUUCUACCGAGGGUUGACUAUUGGCCUCGUUGGCGUAUUCCCGUACUCAGCUAUCGAUAUGAGCACAUUUGAAGCGCUCAAGCUUGCCUACAUACGUUCAACCGGCAAAGAAGAACCUGGAGUGCUUGCGUUGCUGGCCUUCGGCAGUAUAUCGGGUAGCGUCGGCGCCACUAGCGUCUACCCCCUCAAUCUUGUGAGAACGAGAUUACAGGCAUCGGGCUCGUCAGGACAUCCCCAGCGUUAUACUGGCAUCAAAGAUGUCGUCAUCCAGACUUAUGCCCGAGACGGAUGGAGAGGCUUCUACCGUGGAUUAUUGCCCACAUUGGCCAAAGUUAUACCUUCAGUGUCAAUAUCAUAUGUGGUUUAUGAACAUAGUAAACGACGGUAA